AUAUCAAACACUUAAUAAUCAAUUGUAUAUUAAGAAGGCUUGAUUAAAUCCAUUGAUUAAGAAGGCUUCUUUAACAAGGGAAAACCAUUUCAAAAAGGAGUAUUUUUUCAGAAAAAGUGAUCUGCAUAUUUUCCGGAGAGGAAAGAAUGUGCUAAGCUUAAGCUUAGCUCUAAGAAUAGUUUACUUAUUAAAAGCAAAACAUACAAUAUAAACAGUCAAACAGAACAAGUGAAUUGCAAUAAAUAUCCAGAAAUCGUCAUCAAUAGUUCCAACGUUGAGCAUAAAUUUAUUAGGUGUAAAACUCUACUGAAAUUGACCCAUAAUCUUAAUAAUAUAGCAGAUUUAAUUAUAAGAACCUUAAACAUUAAACCCGUAAAGCUUAAAUCGUGGAUCCACCCUGGAGAUUUCAAAUGCUAACCACAUAGAGAAUCAGGAAAAGUUCUAUGAAGAACAUUGUAUCAAUCAAUUCAUUACACCUCAAAUUUGAAUCUAGUUGAAUUCACUUCACUCUUAUUUUCAGAUCAUUUGAUUUCGAUAUUUCUAAAUAAAUUGUCUUUUAAUACAGAAAGGCAAAUCUCCCCCACCCCCACAGAUAAAAAGAAGAAAAAAUUAAAAAGGAAGGAAAAGAGAUUACGGUAUUUUGUAGGUGUGUCUUGGCUAGAUUCCCCAUAUUUCAAGUGGAGAAAUUCUCAAAAAUAAUAAUAAUAAUAAUAAUAAAGAGGCACCAGAACUUGGCCUGUGAAAAUUGCAUAGCUAUAAAAGCAAAACCCUGUAAUACUUAUUCCAAAACUUUGACCAUAUAUAGCAAAAAUUCUUACUUCAGAGACGUUAUUUACUCAUCAAGUCAGUUACUUCUUUUGCAGUUUACUUCUUUAUUCUCCUAGCUUACUUUUCCAGAUAACCUGGCAGCUAAAGGCUAUGCAACUGCAUAAAUGGAAAUUUAGGCAGGAUCAACUUAACAGAUUUUCACCCCUGAAUUCAAAGUUAAAGACAAAUGUAAGGGCAUUUUGGUGCAGUAAAGAUCACUGCAUAUAAAGUGCAGUGAAAUACCUCUUCUUCCUAAAUGAAAUCUUACAGGGAAAUAAAGUGCAUGUGGGACACAAAACAGGAGACAGAUUAAAGCUUGUAUAGCUUACUAUUUCCGUCUAUUGUGAUAUGCAUAGGCUAACACCUAGGCCACAUGAGAAAUGAGCAAAAGACAAAUAAGCAAAAGGGAUUAACCUCAUGAUGAAAACUAGAACUAACUUUUUAACUAAACAAGAUUAGAUACCUGGCAUUUGAGUAUUGUAAACAUCAGUAAUAUCAAAUUUUCAGCCUAAAAAAGGUGUGUAAUAUGAGGGAAGACACACAGAUAAAAAAUCAGAUACUUUCUGCAAUAUAUGUGAACCUACAAAGCCAUAGGUUAGUAAAUACUUUCAAAUUUGAAAAUCAACAGAUGCUGGGAUAAAACUCAAAAAGAUUAGUCAGAAAGCUUCAGCAGAAAGAUCUAGUGGUACUUUCCCAUCAUAUGCCAACAAAGCAAACCAAACAGCAUAAAAGGGCCUGUUUACCAAGGUUUCGACAUACAAAAAUCUAUAAGAAAUACCAUGAUAUCCCUACGUGAUGUCUACCAUGUUGUGGCAGCCACUAUACCUUUAUAUGUUGUCAUGAUCUUAGCCUAUAUCUCUGUAAGGUGGGGGAAACUCUUUUCACCAGAGCAAUGCUCUGGAAUCAACAAGUUUGUAGCGAAAUUUUCAAUACCUUUAUUGUCCUUCCAAGUGAUAUCAGGAAGCAACCUCUACAAAGUAAACCUGAAGCUUCUAUUAGCAGAUUUCGUUCAAAAAUUUCUUGCUGUCUUUCUACUGGCAAUUUUAUCCAAACUGAAGCCCAAAGGAAACCUGACUUGGAUCAUAACAGGUCUUUCAGUUUCCACCCUUCCAAACACCUUAAUUUUGGGGAUCCCGCUAAUUAAGGCCAUUUUUGGAGAUGCGGCAGCAGAACUACUAGCGCAGCUAAUUGCACUACAGAGUUUAGUCUGGUACAACCUCCUCCUACUCCUAUUCGAGCUCAAUGCAACAAAAGAAUCUUAUGUGAUGUCACCAUCAGAAGUAGCAGUAGAGCUUGAGGUCCCUGGAGAACCAGAACUAGAAGAGGACGGUGAGGAGGAAGCGACAGACAGACCCCCAAGGAAGAAAACAAUUAUGGUAAUUCUUCUAACAGUUGGAAGGAAACUCAUAAUAAAUCCUAAUACACAUGCAACUCUAGCCGGUAUUAUUUGGUCAAGCAUACACUUCAGGUGGGGAGUCAAUCUGCCAAAAAUUGUUGAACAAUCAAUAUCAAUACUUUCAGAUGGUGGACUAGGAAUGGCAAUGUUUAGCAUAGGUGUUUUCAUGGCAUCCCAAGAUAGUAUUAUAGCAUGCGGAACCAAAAAGGCAAUAUUAGCAAUGGCACUGAAGUUUGUUCUUGGACCUGUUCUCAUGGCAAUCUCAUCUAUUGUUGUUGGACUAAAGGGAAAAUUGUUUAGAUUGGCAAUAGUACAGGCAGCCCUUCCCCAAGGAAUCGUUCCUUUUGUGUUUGCCAAGGAGUAUAACAUACAUCCAACCAUCUUAAGUACAGGGGUAAUCUUUGGCAUGCUGAUUGCAAUACCAAUUGCUUUGGCAUACUAUUUCCUGUUGGAAAUAUGAAACUCAGACAUGGUCAUCGCAGUUAGCAGUUAUUCAAAAAUACAUCAGGGAUACAGUUUGCUCUUCUCUAACAACAUUCAACUGUAGAGAGUUACGAUAAGGAAAAGGCAAAAAUCUUAUUGACUAUAGUUCUUGUAUAAAAGAAUAAAUGAUAAAUGUGUGUCAAUUUAUCUUACCAACUCAUUUAUUAUAUUAAAACAAGAGCUAGCAAUUAGCAUGCAUGAAUAAAUCCAAUUUCAGCGAUGAAUAGUCAGUCUCAGAGUUCAAGCAUUUCAGAGAGAGAGAGAAUGACAAGAACGGUAUUGAUGAGAGCAUGUCAUUAUCUGUUCUCUACACAAAAUUACAGAAAACCUAAGUAAAAAUCAGAUACUAUAUGAGUAAAAACGGGAACAACCAUAGAAAUGAAACUGGUUUUACUACAAUCUAACAAUUAUAAGAUUACAACUGUGGACUUAAGAAAACAAAGAAAUGAAAUACCAGAGAUUAGUCAGAUUACCAUAAAAGAGUUCCUAUAAUAUGAAAGAGAACAACUAGGAGGUGAUCCAGAUCAAGAAACUUUAAGAUAGUCAGCAGUCAGCACAUGUUUGAACGACAAAAUCAAGUAUAGCAUCAUAUCAAUAGAUACUAUGACUGAAGUAAAUACUCAAACUUAAACAACAGAUGAAAUCACAUUCUGCAAAUUAAAGUAGGAUAAACAGCAAAGGUCCACCAGAGCGGAGAAAGCACUUGAUUGAGCUAAAAUAGUUAAAA
Messenger RNA from Solanum lycopersicum (tomato), 3413 nucleotides. It is a transcript of the gene PIN8, whose product is annotated as auxin efflux carrier component 8. NCBI's taxonomy places the organism in Eukaryota, Viridiplantae, Streptophyta, Magnoliopsida, Solanales, Solanaceae. Gene Ontology annotation, biological process: transmembrane transport. Gene Ontology annotation, cellular component: membrane. The record is from RefSeq and is a predicted model, not a curated record.